Molecule: messenger RNA, 2361 nt
Organism: Pelobates fuscus (common spadefoot toad)
Lineage: Eukaryota; Metazoa; Chordata; Amphibia; Anura; Pelobatidae
Gene: VPS9D1
Product: VPS9 domain containing 1
Exons: 14
Coding region: 15-1964 (649 amino acids)
Biological process (GO): vesicle-mediated transport
Cellular component (GO): endocytic vesicle; cytosol
Molecular function (GO): small GTPase binding; guanyl-nucleotide exchange factor activity
Source: RefSeq, a predicted model, not a curated record
CUUUAUUAAUUGUCAUGGCUUCCCCGGUUGGAGAUGGAGGGCUGCGGCCUCUCCAUAAAGCAAUGAAGCUGGCAAACCGUGCCAUAGAGCUGGAUACCGGGAACCAACAUAAGGAGGCCUACGUGGAAUACCUGAAAAGUGUGAGUUACAUUUCUCAUUGUCUCCUGGAAGAAGUUGAGCAGAAAGCUGACCGUGAAUUAUUGGCAUCGGAUUCCCAGAAGCUGCUGAAACUGGCAGGACAAUGUCUAGAGCGGGCACGGACAACCGCAGACAAACUGGGCACAACCAACCUGGAUAAUGUUUCACCUGCUACCCAUAUCUCCAACGUCCCUGAUCCACCUCCUCCUCCUCCUCCCCUUCCUCCCUCUGAGACCUCUAGCGUUGCCCCUGUUGUUUCCAAAUCUUUCCAUUUGCCGCGGGGACGUUCAUUUGGACACCGCAGGGCCUGCUCCGAUGAGGUACAGAAGCUCGGCCCUUUCCCGACACCAGAGAUUUUCCAAAAGUUACAGGCAAAUGAGGCUCGAAAACCUAAAAAGGCGCUCACACCUCUGGAAGAGGCUUCUUUACAGAACCAGAAGUUGAAGGCAUCCUUCGAGGCCCGGCUAUCAAGACUUAACCCAAACCAGGCCUCGCAGAAAACCUCACUGACACUUUCCCUCCAGCGUCAAAUAAUGGAAAAUGUGGUGAUUGCCAAGGCCAAAGAAGCAGCUCUGCAAAGGAAGGCCCAAGAGAGACGUAUAAGACUCCAGGAAGAAUCAUACAGGCUUUUCUCAAAGUCUUCAAAGUUGACUAAGGAGGAAGAGGAGCAAAGAGCCCUCCACUCUGCUAUUCUGGAAUUUGAUCAGGAUCAUGAGUGGUCAAGAACCUGCAGGAUUCAGCUGAAAUCCAACCCCAAGGACACUGACCUGUUCUCUACGUUCAUGUAUCAGAUUCUCAGCUAUUCUGAUCAUCCCAUUACCCAACUGGUUGGACGUUAUCAGUACCAGAUAUAUGAACGGCUAUACCCAGUCAUCAUCAUGAACGAAGACUCCCACCAAACAGAGAACUUUUCCAAACUUUGCCCCAGCUCUUUUCCAACUGAAGGUUUUCAUUUGCUAGAUUCGGACGUUCCACCUCUGAAAUCCUCCCUGAGUCUGCAGUUCAUCCCCAGCUCCCCAGCUCCUUCGCUCACACACAGCUUCUCUUCAGGAGAAAAGUUUGAGUUCCACGAACUCUCUGUGGGUAGCCACAAAGAAUCCGAGCACGGGGAGAGUGAAAUUGAGACCUCUUUUGAAGAUUUGGAAGAUUUUUUGCCACCCAAGGACAUGCUGAGGUUAUCACCGCAAGAACGCCUGCGUGCCAUGGUGAAGGAGAUCUGCAAUGCUAGAGAUGAGAUGCUGUCAUUGGUGAUUGUGUCUCUUGAUCUGUCUGACGUUCCCGACGUUCGGAGCUUGUGUAUAGUGUGCUUGGAUGAGAGCUUCUUCUCCCUGCUGUGGUCACCGAUAAUUGCUCUAUACAGACAGGUAUAUGGUCAACGAGAGGAAUCGAUGCUCAAGAAUAUGGAUUUAUAUGCCUCUUGUCAUCCAUCUGUGGUUGGAGUCUCCACGACUUUUUACCCCGAUGACAUCAAGGAGCCCUACAAACCUGUUGCAGAUGAGUUGGAUCGUUUGGUCGAUCUCCAUAAUCCCCAGAGAAAGAUUGAGUGUAUUGUGGCCGCCUUGCGUCUGAUCGUUAACCUUACAGAGAAGUACAGUCCAAAACAUAGCUCCUCUCCUAUUGGUGCCGAUGACCUGUUGGCUCUCUUGGUGUAUAUUUUGCUACGGUAUCGAAUGUCUCACCUGGUGUCUGAAUGUGCCGCGAUAGAAGAUUUUUUAAUGUACGGGUACAUACUUGGAGAGGAUGGAUACGGCCUUGUUUCAAUGUACACUGCACUGUCGUACCUGGAGCACUUGCAUAUACGUUUUCCAUUACCUGAGAAUGAAUGAUAAGGCAAUAUGUCUGUUACCACAAACUUUCUACUACUGAUCGGGUGUUGGAACAGGAACCUUGGGUUCCGCAUGUGAUAUAGGGAUGAAUGUAUUUUAAGAAGCACUUUAACUGUAAAUAAAUCGGACGUUACAAUCUGCUGACAUGACUCGUCUGCUUUCAUUACAGCCUGUCUGUGAAGGACCUGCUGUGUGUGAUCUGCUAGAGAUCAUAGCCAAUUGUAUCAUUAUGGGUGUUGUAGUCCAGGAGCCAUCUAACUAGUGUUAAGGUGUCUUUUUAAUGCUCGGAUUACCAUGUUUUUAUAUGUAAGUGUAUAUACAGGGUGGGGCAAAAUGGUUUUGCAUUUAAAAAUUUUAUUUUAUUUAAUCUUGCAUCAAUAAAUAAAUCUAAAUGUUA